Messenger RNA from Fraxinus pennsylvanica, 861 nucleotides. The record is from the annotation of a GenBank genome assembly. Lineage: Eukaryota; Viridiplantae; Streptophyta; Magnoliopsida; Lamiales; Oleaceae.
AUGGGUCAAGCACUUGGUUGCGUUCAAGUGGAUCAGUCUACUGUUGCAGUGAAGGAACGUUUUGGCAGAUUUGAUGAUGUGCUCGAGCCUGGGUGUCAUUGCUUGCCUUGGUGUCUGGGGUACCAAUUGGCAGGUUCACUAUCAUUGCGUGUACAACAGCUUGAUGUCCGUUGCGAAACCAAAACUAAGGACAAUGUGUUUGUGACUGUGGUUGCUUCAAUUCAGUAUCGAGCCUUGUCUGAAAAAGCAGCUGAUGCAUUCUAUAAGCUUUCCAACACAAAGGCACAGAUCCAGGCAUAUGUUUUUGAUGUCAUAAGAGCAAGUGUCCCAAGAUUGGAUCUGGAUUCUACUUUCGAACAGAAGAAUGACAUAGCCAAGGCUGUUGAGAACGAACUCGAAAAGGCCAUGUCUGCCUAUGGAUUUGAGAUAGUGCAGACGCUGAUUGUGGACAUUGAACCAGAUGCACAGGUGAAGAGAGCCAUGAAUGAGAUAAAUUCAGCUGCUAGGCUCAGGCUUGCUGCUAACGAGAAGGCCGAAGCUGACAAAAUACUGCAGAUCAAGAGAGCUGAGGGAGAAGCCGAGUCUAAAUACUUGUCGGGGCUUGGUAUUGCUAGGCAGCGCCAGGCCAUUGUAGAUGGCCUCAGGGACAGUGUGCUCGCCUUCUCAGCAAAUGUGCCUGGAACAACCUCUAAAGACGUCAUGGACAUGGUUCUUGUCACGCAGUAUUUUGAUACAAUGAAGGAAAUUGGAGCAUCGUCAAAGUCCUCUGCCGUGUUCAUCCCACACGGACCUGGUGCUGUCAAAGAUAUUGCUGCACAGAUUCGGGAGGGUCUUCUUCAGGCUGAAAGUGUCAACCAGUAG